AAGUAAUAAAGAUCAUUCAUAAUAUUUUUAUUAUUUAUUCAACAAGAAUUUAAAGUUAAGAUUAAGAAAUAUUAAUUACUCAAAAUAAGUAAUAUUUUUUUAUAUAUUUAGUAAUUCAGAAAUUAGUUUUAAACAAAAAUUAAAGAAAAACAUAUCAAAUAGUAUUUAAUAAUAUUAUUUUCAACUUGUAGGAGAUCAUCUGAACCCUUAACAAAAAAAACAAAUUAUUGUUUUUAAAGAUAUAAAAUGUCUAGAUAAACUAAGAAAAAGAAAUAAAUUCAUGGCAAAAGCAGCUCAGAAGAAUCUUCUUAAUCUGAAUCUUCUGAAUCAUAAUCAUCUGAAUCAGAGUCUUCAGAAUCUGAAAAUAGCAGAUAACAGCGCAGAGGAACUUAAAAGAAAAACACCCAAGUACGAAAAUUAACAUAAAGAAAACCUACUUAGGCUCUAAGAAAAUAGGGAACUUUGACACAUAUUGGUAAAUCUGGUCGAUCUUAGGAAGAUAUAAAAGAUGAUGAUGAUUUUAAUUUACCUUAAUAGAGGGGCGGGGGAAGAAAACAAACUCAAGUUAGGGGAAGCGAUACUACAGCUCCUGAAAUCAAAAGAUCUAAUUAAAGAGGAAUGACAAAAAUUUAAGCUUAAAAUUUAAUAUCAAACUUAGAAAAUGAAUUAGUACUUGAAAAAACAAAGUAAGAAUAGCUGUAAAAAGAAAAAGAAGAAUAGGAUAUGUUAGUCAGAAACGAAGUAUAACAUCUAAACUAAGAAAAAUUGUUGCUUCUGAGAAAGGCAGAUCAAAAGAAAACUCAUAUAUAAACAAUUCAAAAGAAGUUAGAAGAAUAAAAGCAAAAUAAUGUUGAUAUCAUAUCUACAAAAAAAUCAAAAAGUACAGGAGGAAUAUUAAGUACUCUUUAAUCAAUAAAUUAAUUUUUCUUUGAUAAUUACUUACUGUCGUCAUACUGUUAUUAAAUGGCAAACUACUUUGAUAAUAAGGUUUACGAACAUUUUGCAUUUAUUUCAUAUUUCUAUAACAGCUCUCUACUAGCCUUCUUCAUCUUACUUUAUCUUUUGAUUAAUUAAAUUGUUUCAAAUCACUCGAACUACUCAAAUAUUUCACUAUUUUUCUCAUUUACGUUUGAUGGUAACGUACCUGCGUUUGUAUUGCUAUGUUUACUAUUUUUAAUAUCGCAGAUUAUUAUUGCUUUUAUUAAAUUUGAUAAAUAUAAAUGCAAAAGAGUGAGAGAAGUAGCAAGAUAUACAUCAAAAAUUAAUUUUUUUAAGCUUGUGAUUAGUGACUAUAACUGGAAGAUUAAAAAUCGCACUUAGCUUGAGAAGGUUCAGCUUGCUUUCUAGCUCAGAGCCUCUUUUCUCUUACAAAUUUAAAGCACAAGAAAUAAAUUUUAAGCAAAAGAAAAUGACUACAGUGUUUAUGUCUUUCAAUUUUUUGGCUUUGUUUUGUCUUGCGGAAUAGUUGUAGCUUAAAUAUUAGGAAUAUAAUUCAUAUUAUAAGAUGGUAGGACAAAUAUUGGGAGUAACUAAAAUUUAAAUAUGUUUAUAUAGAGUGUUAUUUGCUCUGCAUUUUGCUUGAUAGGAAGCUCAUUGACUUAGGUAUUCCACUCUUUUGAAUAAUUAAAAGGGCUCUUUUAUAAAUAGCUGAGAUAUUAUUUGAUAUAGAUAAUUCCUUGUUGCUAUUUCUUAUUUGUUAAAACAUUGGUUUUAUUUGAAAACAAAUACUCAAUCCCAAGCUUUAUUAAUGUAGAAUCUUUUAUGGGAAGUAAUUAUUCUUGCCCUAAUGAGUAACUUGGAUAUGAAUUAAUCAUAUUUAUGUUAACUUAUUCAUUAGUUGCUAUAUUAUAUACGUAUAUUUAGAUUCUCGUUCAAUACAUUUUUAAGAAAUGUAAAGACAGAGGUAGAGAAUCCAAAAACUCUCUUGCUAUGAAAUAUUUUUACUAUGUCCGCUUUAGAUCAUGCUAACAAACAAUCCCAUUUUUAAUUGUUUUCUUCCUUAUGAUUUGUAUAAUACCUUUAAACCCUUUCAUUAUUAUAGUAAAUUUCUUUGUAUUUGCUUUUAUCUUCCUUCACAACUUCCUUUAAGCAAAACGAUUUUUCCUACCUUAAUUUGAUAAUUUUUCAUCUACAAUGAUUAAGGGUAUGAUGAUAAAAUUGCUGGCUAUAAGUCUUUUCCUUGGUUUGAUUUAUUAAAUUAUUUUAUUUAGUCUUGAAUAUGAUCUCGGAUUUUUUGUAAAAAAUGGAAAUGUUGUAAAUUGUGGUCCUUUUGAAAGAGGUCAGACUGGAAUCAAUAAAAUAUGGGAUAAUCUGGGAUCUUUUUCUGAAUUUCUACUUGUUAUUACAUGGAAGCCUAUUAUUUUAUUCCUUUUAGCCUUGUUCAUAUUAAUCUCUAUAAGCUCUGCAAAUUAAAUAGAUGAAUGGUAAAAAUAAUAUUAAGAAAAAGAUAAUGAGUUGAAAGCUAUUAGACGCUUUUAUAGUAAGGAAGUAACUAAUUUGGAGGAUAAAAUCAACUAUGCCUAAAAAAAUAUUGAAAAUAUAGUUGAAGAAGAUGUCUAAUAAAUACAACUUGAGUCAGAUAAUAAACCAUAACGCCUCUCAAAUGGACUUAUCUCUCCUGAUGCAGAAAAAAUUCCUAUGGUACGUAGCAUUGGGCAUAUUAAUGGUUCUGCUUAAAAUAUUGGAAAUGGGAGUUUGAUAUCUACUUUUAUUUAAAAUAAUAAAGAAAAUGACUCUUUAAUAUAAAAUUUGAACUAACAUAAUAAUAAUUAUCACUCAAGGAAUGGUAGCAUGGCUUUUAAUAUUCCUUAAAAACAAUCUACAUAAUAUCUUACCACAACAAUAGGUACUCCAUACAGUUAAAUUAAUAAUAAUAAUAAACAAGAUUCUCCAUUAAAAGUAAAUUAAUUAGGUAAUAAUUCUCCUAGCCCUAUUGUAGUUAACACUGGACCUAAAUCUAUAUUUAAUAGCAACCUUCUAAAAAAAAAUUGACACAUUUUAUUUUUAACAAUAACCAUAAAUUGAUUAUGAUUCAUUAGUUUUAAAAAUUAUUUCACCAAAGAUUUCAAGAAUAAAAUAAUUAAUUAAUUAAAAAAUUUGAAAAAAUAAAUAUAAAAUUAAAUAAAUAAACAGAGAGAUAAAAACAAAAAAUAAGCUUAUAUUAUCAAAUAUAUUAAAUAUAUAAAAUAAAAAUAAAUUUUAUAAUCUAUUUUUCCAGUUUUACUUGCUUUUAAAUUAAUG
Molecule: messenger RNA, 3240 nt
Organism: Tetrahymena thermophila SB210
Lineage: Eukaryota; Ciliophora; Oligohymenophorea; Hymenostomatida; Tetrahymenidae
Product: transmembrane protein, putative
Exons: 2
Source: RefSeq, a predicted model, not a curated record